Molecule: messenger RNA, 285 nt
Organism: Adineta ricciae
Lineage: Eukaryota; Metazoa; Rotifera; Eurotatoria; Adinetida; Adinetidae
Source: the annotation of a GenBank genome assembly
AUGCGACCGAAUCUGAUGGAAGCCGAGCAAAAUAAGCUGGGCAUCACGAAAGGGAUUCUGUUGAAACCGAUGACAGAAUUCGUGCGUAAUUUAUUCGGACCUGUUCCAAGUACAACUCGACCAGUUCUAUUCAGUGGUGUGCUCAGAUUUCCCUUACCACGACCUAUAAGUUUUGGGCUGAUUGAUGGCGCUAGAGAGGCUUCUACAAUUAUACUUAGUGCUGUCGCAAAUGUGAGCACACCACUGGAUAGAACUCGUCGAGUUGUACUUGGAACAGGUCUCUAG